Notechis scutatus (mainland tiger snake) is the source of this 540-nucleotide messenger RNA. NCBI's taxonomy places the organism in Eukaryota, Metazoa, Chordata, Lepidosauria, Squamata, Elapidae. The record is from RefSeq and is a predicted model, not a curated record.
AAGAGGAAGGAAUGUGUAUUCUCACCGCAUUACAUCCUCCUGCUUCCUGGAUGUGAAAUUCCCAGUUGCGAGACUAUUUAGUGCAAGCAGCCCGAGGGUGGUGCAGAUAGAUUCAUCAUGUCUUCUGGAGGUCUUCUUCUCCUGCUGGGACUCCUCACCCUCUGGGCAGAGCUGACCCCCGUCUCUGGCCAGGACCGUCCAAGGUUUUGUCAUCUUCCUCCUAACCCCGGACCAUGUAGAGCAACAAUCACUCGCUUUUACUACAACUCGGAUUCAAAACAAUGUGAAAAGUUUACUUAUGGUGGAUGCCAUGGCAAUGCCAACAAUUUUGAGACCAAAGAUAAAUGUCAUUACACCUGUGUUGAAAGGCCUGGGGUGUGUCCCAAACCCGAUCCAGACGUUUUCACCAUUUGUCUCGUGAGAUGUGAAAGUGACUGGAAAUGUCCUGGGAAGCAGAAGUGCUGCAAUUACGCAUGCCUGGUUGAUUGCAUGGAUCCUGUCUAAGGUAACUCCUGUAUGUUGCCACUUAAUUUACUUAGA